Anolis sagrei ordinatus is the source of this 616-nucleotide messenger RNA. The record is from RefSeq and is a predicted model, not a curated record. NCBI's taxonomy places the organism in Eukaryota, Metazoa, Chordata, Lepidosauria, Squamata, Anolidae.
GCAGGCGCAGAAACCCGCCCCUGGAUUCCGGCUUCUAAGCCAAGGAUGGCAACAGCAACGCUAUUCUGGGAGGAAGGAGAAAGCUGAAUGGUGGUGGACGAAGAAGCGUUUCCUCUUCCUUGGAAGGGCCAAGCCAGAAGGAUGACUCACCAGGGGGCCGUCCUGCAAAGCUACAACAACGAGCUUGUGAAAUUUGUGGAGGAGCUGCACUUGCAAAGGGAAGAGCUAAACAGACAAAUUGAACAGGAGGAAGAGGAAAAGAAGAAAAUCCAGGAUGAACUGGAGAUGCUGACAAAACAAUUGGCCUGCGUUUGUGAACGUUUAGCGUGGAAAAUGGCUGCCCGGAAGGAACUCGAUAAAAUUCUCGCUGAAACAGAAGUUGCUUAUGAGAAGAUCUUGGAAAGCUCUAAAAUGCUGCUGAAUGUUUUGAAGAAUGAAAGGCUGAAUCUGGACAAAACAAUCGCGCUAAAAAGUACUGCGGCUGGGGAUGGUCCCUUGUUUGGAGCUCAGUCAAACCAACGUUAGACUACAUAUCUGUUAAUCUUGAGUCACAUUUGUGUAUCGAUGGUGCAUUUUUAAUAUCAAGGAAGUCGAAAUAAAGUUUUUAGGGAUGAAA